AUGCGAGCAGACUUCUACGCACGAUCCACGGCUCUCUCGACGCUAUUCCUGCUCUGUUCUCUGGCGACGAACGAGAUUCCGCGGAGUGCUCCUCGGACGGUCGUACAGCCUCCGAAGCCGAAUAUACUCAAACAGGUCAGUUCAUCCACCUUGGUAACUAACAUUCAAAUCCCGCAACCUUUGCAGGGAUGUCCAUCGGAUCUGCUUCAUUCGCGAGCUCUCCGAUCCAUCCAACUCGCGUGCCGAUCUCAUCCCGCCACAGUGAUUUCAGCGUUUGAAGGCAUCCAAGAAGGACUUGCCAAUUGUGCGAAUCGACUGAGAUUCCAGCAAUGGGACUGCUCGGAAGCCGGCAAUAUAAUGCACGACCCUCCGUUGCUCCGAUCAGGUGUGCCCUUCCCUUCUUUUCCAUUCGCUAUUAUCGUUUCCACUUGAAGGUUUCCGCGAGUCAGCACUCAUUUGGGCGUUGUCUUCCGCUUCGGCCGCCUGGGGAGUGGCGACGGCAUGCGCCCAAGGGUGGAUAGAUGACUGUGCGUGCAAUAACAAUCUGGGCCAGAACGAGUACGAAUUCGGCGGGUAGGCGUCAAAGGGAACCGAACGGCGCACCGAUUCCGGUUGUAUUGCAGAUGCACGCACGGUGUUCAGCACGGAAUAACGGCCAGUCGGAAGCUGCUCACAAAGGUCGGCGCCGUGAACACUUUGUUGCGGAAGGUGGAGAAGCACAACUUGAAAGCGGGCAGAUUGGUAAGCAAGCGCCGGAAGCGUCUCAUGAGACGGAAAAAGGGGUUUCAGGCGAUAAAGAAGACGCUGAUCUCUUCGUGCAAAUGCCACGGAGUGUCAGGGUCGUGUCAGCAGAAGACGUGCUGGAAGCGGACGGCGACUCUGGAGCACAUAACGGACUACCUCGUCGAGAAGUUCGAAUGACUCUGUUCUUUAUUCUACUUUAACUUCUAGAUACGCUCGCGCCAAACUGUACACAGAUGAUUCGAUGGUGAAAACGACUGAUCUGAUCUAUUUGGAAUCUUCCCCGGAUGUUUGCAAAGUAAGAAUUCACUGGGAGAUACGUGAGUGUAAGAAUAAAGGAUUUCAGGCAAAGACAGUAGCUGGAAGGGUUUGUGCGUGGCGGAAUGAGACCCACACUCAAGGGGACUGCGACAGAUUGUGCUGCGGAAACGGAUUCAGUGUUAGUUUAGAAUUUCCACAAUUUUCAGCGAAAUCAAGUGAAUUCCCUUUGAUUCCAGAUUCGCCACGAAGUUGUGCGCGUGAAGUGUGAUUGCGAGUUCGUGUGGUGCUGCAACCUGGUUUGCAAGGACUGCAUCCAGCACCGAUGGAUAUCCACGUGCAACGGAACUCCACCAAAGAGCCUCAUCUUCUGA
This is a messenger RNA of Caenorhabditis sp. 36 PRJEB53466, 1373 nucleotides long. The record is from the annotation of a GenBank genome assembly. Lineage: Eukaryota; Metazoa; Nematoda; Chromadorea; Rhabditida; Rhabditidae.